Molecule: messenger RNA, 2777 nt
Organism: Neoarius graeffei (lesser salmon catfish)
Lineage: Eukaryota; Metazoa; Chordata; Actinopteri; Siluriformes; Ariidae
Gene: adhfe1
Product: alcohol dehydrogenase iron containing 1
Exons: 14
Coding region: 65-1468 (467 amino acids)
Cellular component (GO): mitochondrion
Molecular function (GO): alcohol dehydrogenase (NAD+) activity; metal ion binding
Source: RefSeq, a predicted model, not a curated record
GGGACGUUUGGGGAGAAGAAGGGAAAGGACAAAAAAAAAAAAACACCACGAUUCGUACGCAGUCAUGGCCAGUCGCGAUAGGGUGACUCGUUUACUGAGGCAGCUUGCUGUUCAGGCGUGCAGAUGUCCUGCUCACUCUUCCAUGCAUUCAGUCCACAUCUGUCAACCAGGUCAUGUCUGUGGGAGAAAAACUGACUAUGCUUUUGAGAUGGCAUGCUCUAAUAUCAGAUAUGGAAAGGGUGUAACCAGAGAGAUUGGCAUGGACUUGCAGAAUUUGGGUGCACAAAAUGUGUGUUUGAUGACGGACAGGAACUUGUCCAGAUUGCCCCCAGUAACAGCAGUGCUGGACUCACUGACCAGACAUGGUGUGAAGUAUGAAUACUAUGACGGUGUGAGGGUGGAACCUACAGAUAAAAGUUUUAAAGCAGCAAUUGAUUUUGUGAAGAAAAGAAGUUUUGAUGCAUAUGUAGCUGUGGGAGGUGGCUCUGUGAUUGACACCUGCAAAGCUGCCAAUCUUUAUGCAUGCCAUCCGGAGGCUGACUUUCUGGACUUUGUCAAUGCACCAGUGGGGAAAGGAAAACCAAUUACCCGGUCAUUGAAACCUCUCAUUGCAGUUCCCACUACAGCAGGUACAGGGAGUGAGACCACAGGUGUAGCAAUAUUUGAUUUUGAAGACCUGAAGGCCAAAACAGGGAUAGCAAGUCGAUCAUUGAGGCCUACUUUGGCAGUGGUGGAUCCACUACACACACUGCACAUGCCAGCCAGAGUGACUGCCAACAGUGGCUUUGACGUACUCUGCCAUGCAUUGGAAUCCUACACUGCUUUGCCAUAUAACAUGAGGAGUCCGUGUCCCACCAACCCAGUCACCCGUCCUGCUUAUCAGGGCAGCAACCCAAUCAGCGACGUCUGGGCAAGACAUGCCCUCUGUAUUGUAGCCAAGUACUUAAAACGAGCGGUGCGUAAUCCAGAUGAUGUAGAGGCACGCUCUAGCAUGCACCUGGCAAGUGUGUUUGCUGGAAUUGGCUUUGGUAAUGCAGGAGUUCAUUUAUGUCAUGGAAUGUCAUAUCCUAUCUCUGGGAACAUCAAAACCCAUAAAGCUAAAGGAUACAGAGUGGACCAUCCAUUAGUGCCUCAUGGCCUCUCUGUGGUUCUCACAUCUCCUGCUGUGUUUGCCUUCACUGCCUGCAUGUGCCCAGAGCGUCACCUAGAGGCAGCAGAGAUACUGGGUGCUGAUGUAAGAAAUGUGAAGACAGAAGAUGCUGGACAAGUGUUGGCAGACAUACUGAGGAACUUUCUGUAUGACCUGGAAGUGGAAGACGGCUUGUCUGAAAUUGGCUACAGAAAAGAGGACAUUCCUGAGUUGGUGAAGGGAACUAUUCCUCAGGAGCGGGUGACAAAACUUGCACCGAGAUUUCACACUGAAGAGGAUCUCGCUCAUUUAUUUGAAGCAUCCAUGAAAUUGUACUAAAACAAAAUGAUGACAUCUACUACGUUUUAGUCUGACAAACCAAACGUGACCCUUGUCAUAAGUAUAAAGUUGGAAGUCAGCAAUAUGGUAUUUUUGAUUACAGUAGCAGACAGAAUUUCAUCUGCCUUUUGUAGUCUUGUGUAGUAACUACAAUUCACAGUUGAGCCAUCCCAAAAUAUUAUCCAGACGCAUUUUAGCUAGAAUGUUUAUCUAAUGUGCACAGAAAAUAUACUCAUGCUGAAGUAUAACAAUUACUUGUUGAUAUUUCUCUUGCAAUAAUCUGGAAUAACAAGUGGUUUAUAAAGGUAUUAGUACAGGGCACAUCACUGUUGGUGAAGGAAACACCAGAUUAAAAAAUAAAUAAAUUUUUAUAUGAAGUGCCCAAAUAACUACUGAAAUGAAUAUGCAUGUUUCAAAUCAUAUCUGCUUUUCAAAUUAUUUUUUUAACUGAAUAUUCAUUUAGUAUGAUGCUGAUUAGCUGAAUUGGAUGGAAAAGAUUAUUGCAGAAAUCAACCAGAUUUUAGAUGCCAUUCUUUGUUGUCAUGGUAACAGUGAAAGGCCAAUAACAGUGUGUUGCAGCAACUUUAUUUUGUUGUUAGGCCAAAAAAUGUAUUGCACAUGCAAACUGGAAAUUCUUUAGUUGUGUGGGAUCUUCAGACCACUUUGUUGGCAAACAGAAGGAACAAAUCAAAAACAAUGUAUGUACAGGAUAAAGUACAAUAUAUAUAUAUAUAUAUAUAUAUAUAUAUAUAUAUAUAUAUAUAUAUAUAGUAUAUAUUACAAGCCAUCACCUCAUUAGAAAGAUUACAUGUGCACAUGGAAACUAACCAAUUCUCUUUAAAUUCUAAAGAGAACUUAACUUUGGCCAUAUUACCAAUAUUCAGGAAUAGUAAACAUACUUCAUCUCUCAUGAUCCAACAGAGAAAUACAGGGUUAGUCAAAAUUAUGUUAACACUUAAAUGGUAGUUAAGUGUUUAUUCACAAAAUGAUUUAUAGCACGGUCUCAACCUGUUUGCCAUCGUGUUCAACACAAAAAUCAGCGAGCAGCAGUACCAUUUAAUCUGUCACUCAUGGCAUACAUCUAGCUGCAGGAGAAAAAUAAUCCACUGGUGUUAACAUAAUUUUGACUAACCCUGUAUAAUGAAUUAUUUUCAUGACAACUCUGUAUAUAGUCAAAACCCAUCACGCAAUAAAACUGAGUUACUUAGCUCAUGAUUUUUGUUCUAGUUCUUCAUUAAAAAAAAAAAACUCAAGUGUCUUGUUUAUCAAACUGGAAAUGCCUAAACCAGGGUCCAUAUUCAAGGCUACA